AUGUGACUCCAGACGCUAUAAAACAGUAUCUGCAAAACAAGCCAAUGAACUGGAGCAGAAAUCUGCAGCAGCAUCAUGAGUAACACUUGGAAGGAUUCCUGGAAACCAAAACUUGACCAGCUUCAAUGUCACUUCACGUGGACUCCACAAAAAGAAAACAUCGACUUGGAUGAUAUGAAGCACAGAUUAGAAGAUUUAAUAGAGGCUGGUGUGAAAUGUCAAGCCAUGUCUUACAACCAUCUCGCUUUUAUACACUGCCUGUUAGGAAACUGUGAAGAGGCAAUUCAGAAUUUAAAGGAAGCUGAAAGGAUUCUGAGGGAGAGACAUGAAGAUGGAUUUGAGAAGAGAAUCUUGGUCACCUAUGGAAACUAUGCCUGGGUUUAUUAUCACAUGGACCGACUGGAGGAGGCUCAGUCCUACCUCGACAAGCUGGAGACAGUCUGUAAACUAUUUCCUGAAGCCUCUCGGUUUACAGCAAUGAUACCUGAGGUUUACGGGGAGAAGGGCUGGUCACUGUUGAUGUCAAGCAGGAAGUAUUAUGAGGAAUCAAAGGAAUGUUUUAAAAAGGCUCUUGAGGAAGAUCCUGAUAACACGGAAUGGAUUGUCGGCUAUGCCACUGUUCUAUCUCGUCUGGAAGUGUUUUCUGGUACCACAGCGCAUCAUCAGCCCAGAGAAUCAGUGAAGUGGUUUAGACGUGUGCUGGAGCUGGAUCCUGAUGACUCGGUAUCCAUGGUGCUGUUGGCUCUCAAACUUCAGGAGCUCAAACAAAAGGAGGAAGCAUGCGCAUUAGUGGAACGAGCUUUGCAGAAGUCCCCUGAUCUUCUGUAUGUGCUUCGAUAUGCAGCCAAAUUUCUGAGGAGAGAAGGAGAUUUGGAAAGGUCUUUGGAGCUGUUGAUAAAAGGAUUGAAAAUUGCUCCAGAGUCUGCCUUCUUACAUCACCAAGCAGGACUGUGUUACAAAACCAAACUAAUGCCACUGAUCAAAAACCCACACCACAAGAAGCUUCCCAAUCUUAGUUCACAACAGAUCACCAAAUUGAUCAAUCAGUGCAAGCAUCACUUCAAAAAGGCAAUUGAGAAUCGCCCUUUAACAUUUGUAAUUGCAAAGUUGGAUUAUGCAGUAAUAUGCUCAUUAAAUAAAGAAUAUCUCAAAGCAGAAGAGAUCUUCAGCAACCUACUGAAGUUCGAGCAGAUACACCCUAAUGAUAAACAAUCAGUAUACUUACAGGCUGGGUUAUUUGAAAUGCAUCACAAAAGAUCAGAAUCAAAUGCCAUUGCUCAUUUUCUGGAAGGACUUAAAUUCAAACGUGACUCAUUGGAAUGGGAAUUAUGUCACAAAAACUUGAUCAAGAUUGCAACCAGACAAAUUGAUAGGAAUCAAACAGAUAGCAAGGCCUUUGGUAUCCUUGGACGUGUACACCAGCUUACUGGGGAGAAGCGUGACGCUAUUGAAUGCUUUGAAAAGGCCUUACAAAUUGAUUGUGACAAUGAAGAAUAUAUAAGUGCUCUUUUGGAACUCCGGCUUUCCCUUCAGGCUUAAAAUGAUACAUCAAACUAAAGUUGAAUAUAUUUCAU
Molecule: messenger RNA, 1574 nt
Organism: Hemiscyllium ocellatum (epaulette shark)
Lineage: Eukaryota; Metazoa; Chordata; Chondrichthyes; Orectolobiformes; Hemiscylliidae
Product: interferon-induced protein with tetratricopeptide repeats 5-like
Exons: 2
Coding region: 76-1539 (487 amino acids)
Biological process (GO): defense response to virus
Cellular component (GO): cytosol
Molecular function (GO): protein binding
Source: RefSeq, a predicted model, not a curated record